This is a messenger RNA of Musca domestica (house fly), 1245 nucleotides long. RefSeq names its product activator of 90 kDa heat shock protein ATPase homolog 1. Gene Ontology annotation, cellular component: cytosol. Bases 118 to 1158 code for a protein of 346 amino acids. The record is from RefSeq and is a predicted model, not a curated record. Lineage: Eukaryota; Metazoa; Arthropoda; Insecta; Diptera; Muscidae. The transcript has 4 exons. Gene Ontology annotation, molecular function: protein-folding chaperone binding; ATPase activator activity. Gene Ontology annotation, biological process: protein folding; positive regulation of ATP-dependent activity.
UAUGGUGUCAAAUGGACUAUUGAGGUUAUGGUGUUCAUACAUAUUUUCUCGAAGUUUCAGAGACUGCAACUAAGUUAGUUCGAAGGAACGAUAAACAUUUAACAAAAAUAGAAAAGAAUGGCUAAGUGGGGCGAAGGUGAUCCACGCUGGAUUGUUGAAGAACGUCCAGAUGCUACUAACGUCAAUAAUUGGCAUUGGACUGAAAAAAAUGCCACACCUUGGUCAAAAGACAGAUUCCAUCAACUCUUCAGUAAAGUAAAGAUUGAUAAUGAAAACAUUGAAUGCAUUAUUGAAUCUCUGGACAAAUGUAGUGGAGAAGCUACUGCCAAUAAUCGCAAAGGGAAACUUAUAUUUUUUUAUGAAUGGGAAUUGACUCUUUGCUGGAUUGGAUUCUUCAAAAACAACCACGAAAAACGCCACAAAGGAAAAGCAACUAUACCAAACCUUUCAGAAGAGAAUGAGAUAGAUGAUGUGGAAAUAACCAUCACAAUUGAUGAAUCUAAUGAAGAAUCGGAAGUCAUAAAGCAGUUUAUGUAUAACGAUGGUCGAAAGAAAAUAAGGCAGUUGUUGGGUAUCUAUAUUAAGGAGCUUAAGGAGGAGUACUCGAAAAAUCUUAUUCUGCCAAACAAGAACUCGGAAAAAAUGCAACCUCAAUCUGAUAUCCAGCACAAAGGAAACAGCAUCUUUACUUACGGAACUAGUUCUAGCUCAUCAAAAGUGGAAUCAUCUCUUGGUUGCAAAUUGGAUGUUCGAACGCUUAAUAUUGAGGAAGAAUUUCAAUGUACAGCUAAUGAUCUGUAUAAUGCUCUAACUAAAAAUGACAUGCUAGCAUCCUUUACAAGAGCUCCUGCAAAGGCCGAAGCAUCGAGAGGUGGAGAGUUUCAUCUUUAUGGUGGUAAUGUACAUGGAGUUUUUGACGAACUUAUACCUGAAAAGAAGAUAGUACUUCGAUGGCGGCUUAAGUCUUGGCCAUCUGGUCACUAUUCAAACGUUGAAAUCGAUUUGACUGAAAUGAAAAAUUGUACCCAGAUGAAACUGAAGCAAACAGGAAUUCCUGCGUCAGAAUAUGAUGCUAUGAAGACAAAUUGGAAUCGAUACUACUGGCAUAGUAUUAAACAAACAUUUGGAUUUGGUGUUCCAUUGGCAGAUGUUUUAUGAACUGCAACAGAAAGAUAAAUUUAUUUAUUUCAUUGAUUGAUUGAAGUAAAUAAAAAAGAUAUUUAGAAUAAAUUUUAAAUAAGCCCA